Molecule: messenger RNA, 679 nt
Organism: Brassica napus (rape)
Lineage: Eukaryota; Viridiplantae; Streptophyta; Magnoliopsida; Brassicales; Brassicaceae
Product: RNA polymerase II C-terminal domain phosphatase-like 5
Exons: 1
Coding region: 5-646 (213 amino acids)
Cellular component (GO): nucleus
Molecular function (GO): RNA polymerase II CTD heptapeptide repeat phosphatase activity
Source: RefSeq, a predicted model, not a curated record
GAAGAUGGAGAAGAAGAAGAAGAUGAAACUACACCUAGUGCUUGACUUGGAUCAGACGCUUCUCCACUAUGUCCCUGUUUCAGAGCUUUCUGAUAAAGAAAAAUAUAUAAUGCAAGAACUUGAUUCAAGGGGUGAUCUACUGAGUUCGUUUAACGGAGGAACUCCCAGGCAUCUGAUAAAGUUACGACCUUUCCUCCGCGAGUUUCUGAAAGAAGCCAACAAGCUUUUCCGCAUGCACGUUUACACGAUGGGCACGUACGGCUACGCGCGGUAUAUAUUGAGUGAGAUUGAUCCUGGUAAAAGAUAUUUUGGAAAUAGAGUCAUAACCAGAGAGAAAUCCCCUCAUAACAAGACUCUUGAUCGUAUCUCUGCUGAUCAACGAAGAGUGGUUAUUGUUGAUGAUAAUGCUAGUGCUUGGCCUCAACACAAGCCAAACUUGGUGCAGGUCAAACAGUACAUUUAUUUCAGAUACCAGAUGACGAAUAAUGAUUCGGAAGAAGAAUUUUACUCUCACGCAGAGAAGAAGAGCGACGAGAGUCGAAGCAAUGGAUCAUUGUCUAAGGUUCUCAAAAUCCUUCAGAAAGCUCACACAAGAUUCCAACAAGAAGAGGAUUCUUACGACUUGAGGCUUUUGAUACGUGACUGAUCCUCCUCCUUGCACACACACACACACACCACU